Messenger RNA from Helicoverpa zea (corn earworm), 4306 nucleotides. RefSeq names its product GPI mannosyltransferase 3 (gene PIG-B). Gene Ontology annotation, molecular function: alpha-1,2-mannosyltransferase activity. The coding region runs from base 170 to 1687 and encodes 505 amino acids. Lineage: Eukaryota; Metazoa; Arthropoda; Insecta; Lepidoptera; Noctuidae. The transcript is spliced from 10 exons. The record is from RefSeq and is a predicted model, not a curated record. Gene Ontology annotation, biological process: GPI anchor biosynthetic process. Gene Ontology annotation, cellular component: endoplasmic reticulum membrane.
AUUUCGGAAAAAAUGUUAUAGUGUUUAUUUUUGGCUAAAACAAAUGAUAAAAAAGUAUUAUAUACAAUCAUGGAAUAGUGUUAUGUAAAUAAGCUGCUUCAAAACGACACUGUUCAUUCAAUUCUAUCGAUAAUUAAAAGGACGCGUUAGUUGACAUUUUUGCGGGAGAAUGGUGUUGGCAAAGGGCCUGAGGCCUCUACAGGUGGCUUCCGUGAUACUAUUUGUGAGGAUUCUGUCCGUGUUCCUGGUGAAGACGUGGUAUGUGCCUGAUGAGUACUGGCAGACCUUGGAAGUUGCUCAUAAGCAAGUGUUUGGGUAUGGAGCCGUGACUUGGGAAUGGCAGAACGGUAUCCGUAGUUAUCUUUACCCAAGUAUAGUGGCUGCGAUAUACACCAUACUCAAAUACACUGGACUGGACUACCCUGAAGCACUGAUUCUCCUGCCUCGCAUCCUGCAAGCUAUAGUAAGUGCUGUAGCCGACUACAGUUUCUACAAAUGGACAGGCAACCGCAAAUGGGCUCUAUUCCUGAUCCUCACAUCAUGGUUUUGGUUCUACACUUCUGGUAGAACUCUGCUGCAGACCUUGGAGACUGCCCUAGUAGCUGUGGCCUUGUCCCUGUUCCCGUUCAAGAGUGGGAAGCUAGGAUAUUAUGAACAAGAGAACCCUCAAUGGAUAUGGCUGGCAGUACUGGCGGUGUUCAUACGGCCGUCGUCGGCGCCGCUGUGGGCGGUGCUAGGCGCGUACAACUUGCUCACCACUAACCAAGGACGGCUCAAGCUUUUUGUUCGCACUUAUUUGCCUAUCGCUGUGGUAGCGGGUGGCGCCCUCGUGGCGUUAGACUCGUACUACUACGGCCGUCUCGUCAUCACGCCCUGGGAGUUCUUCAGGUUCAAUGUUCUAAACGAUAUCGCUUCUUUCUAUGGACAGCACCCAUGGCACUGGUACCUAACUCAAGGAAUUCCUGCACUGUUAGGCAUAAACCUGAUACCAGUUUUGUGGGCAAUUAGCAAUAUUCUGCGACGACCAAAGGAAAACAAGAUCGGAAGCCUACUCCUGACUGCUGCUGUUCUAUAUGUAGCUGUAUACAGUUUCAUUCCGCACAAGGAGUUCCGCUUCGUGCUGCCGUUGCUGCCCAUCUUCUUAUAUCUCGCGCAAGAUGUCAUCGUGCCCUGGAGUCGGAAGGCGCAGAAAUGGCAUCUAUACCUUGUAGCGGGUCUCAUCUUGGUCGGCAACGCGGCGCCGGCGGCGUACUUCGGCACGGUGCACCAGGCCGGCACCCUGCAGGUGAUGCCGCUGCUAAGAGAAGCCGCGCAUAACAGGAGCUCUGUCACCUUCCUUAUGCCGUGCCAUUCUACGCCCUUGUAUAGCCACCUGCACCUGAACAUAACGACCCGUUACCUUCACUGCGAGCCGCCUAUCAACGGCUCAGCGAGUAACUACGAAGCCGAGGCCUUCUUCAACAACCCGCAGCGCUGGUGGAGAACUGAACAUGCUUCCCGACAGACGCCUGACCUAGUUGUGCUGUUUGACCGACUGCGGGGAAGAGUAGAGAGCUUGCUGUCCGGGUAUAAGCUGAUCCAUGAGAUACCGCAUACACAGUUUCCAGAAGGCGAGGUGAGUGAAAACGUACUGGUUUUCCAAAAGGCUCAAUCUCCACCCAAGACUGUAGUUGACGACGUCGUGUAAAUCUACGAGUGUCUCCGUUAAACUGUUCAUGUUAGUGAACCCAGUUAUGUAGCAACGUAGUUACAGCGAACGAUUAUGGUUCUUAUUGCUCAACGAAUAAGAGCCGUAAUGGUACGAGUAUAGACUGUUUUUGAGGUAACUUACAGAAAAAAAAUCAAAGAAUGCACAGUGCCAAAUUUUAAUUCAAUUUUUUUGAAAGUAUAGCCGUGUAAUAAGCUCAUAUGGAGCUUGUAAUCUAUGAAAAUCAUUGAGAGAAUAUUUUUAAGUGUGUGGAAUAGCAAUGUUUGAAUUAGUUAAUAAUCGGGCACAGUGUAAUAGAGUUAACUCAGCUUCGGAAACCAGUCUAUGCUUUUAAAGGUAGUUGCUAUGUAUGUAGAAACAUUUCCGACGAUGCUAUAGCAAAACAAACCGAUCCCUUUCGACAUUCACGAUUAUCAAUCUUAUUUUUAUAAUUCGAAUUUACUAUUCGACUAAAAUUAAUUGGCUUUUGGUAUUAAAUUAAUAAAUUAAUUAUUAUUAUUAAUUAUUGAUUAUAUGGGAAUGUUAUCCCAUAAUAAUGUGUUCGUAAUAGAAAAUUUACAAUUUAUUGUGUAGUUUUACAUGAUUUUGAACUACGAAUAUUGAAUUAUAUAUUAUACAUGAAUAGUUAUAUAAUAUCUCAAAUACCAUUAUAAUGAUAUGUUUCAAUACUUCAAUGACUUAUUAAAUCCUUUUAAUUUCAAGGUAAAUAAAACGCAUUGUUGAAAGAAAUGAAAUAACUUAUGAAAAGUUGACUAUAAAACUACUGUGACCAAUUUACUUACGAUAUGACCACUUAAUAGAUAAUGAAAUAUGAAUUGUUUCUUCGAGCCUUUUGUCUAAAUGAAUUGUGCGCAAGUGUCGAUUAAUUUCAGUAGUGCUCCUAUGAAUUAAUGGUUAUUUUGAAUAUACAGCUUGUUUAAUUGAAAUGCUCGUUUGACCGUCGAUCGAGCUUCUUGCCGUCGGUACCGUUGGUUCUAUUCGACACGUCAACGAGUCAUCACUUAAUAAAAAAAUGAACUUUUUAUGCAACGUGGAUACAUAUUACAAAGACUAAUGGAGUGACGUGUCUUGUUUUUCUUCUGCAUAAAGCCUCCUUCUAAUAUUUCGUGGUCAUAUCGCAUUAAUGGGUAAUUAUAAUAUAUUUGAUAAGACGUGUAUGUGUGUGUACAGAAGAACAUAAUCAUCGUGAAAUCAGUCCGCCAUUCACCACAUCCAUGACUGAGCUUUGCAAGACGCAAGUACAAAUCGUAUACAUUUUAUGUAGUUUAUAUACUUGCCAAAGUUAUUCAUAAAGUGUUAUGAUGUUAACGUAUUUUGUGCUACGCCCGACUGGAAAUAUACAUACUUAUAUGUAGAUGAUUUAAGAAUUACAUAAAGCAUUUUUUUAUUUGUCAGUGUCUUCAAAAAAAUGAGCCUAUGUUAAGAGUUAAUCCUCUCGUGUAUUUUUUAAUCAAAUUGCCAAGCCCUGCCAAUUUACCUCAUUAAUUUAAGAUGUAUGUUGUCUCAAUAAUCGUCACCAUCUUUCAUUGUAAGUACCGCUCAUUAAAACGAUCAUUUUAUAUUUUUAGUCGGGCCCAUUAUAUUUAUUUUGUUAGACAGAUUUAUUUUUCAUUUUGGCAUUUUUGAGGAUAUCACCACAUCCACCGAAAAAUCAUCAUAAUAGAUUUAAGAACUGAAUUAUCUUCAAGUAAAGGUUUAUAUGUUGAAAUCGAAAGCCUAGUGGCUCAGGACAAUAGGGUUAAAUAAAAAUUAGAUAGUACAUGAUAAAAUUCGCAUUCUCAUAUUAUUAAAAGAUGCUUGCUUAAGUUGCUAUCUAAAAUGCAAUAGAAAUCUCGUAGUACAUUUUAUUUUAUGAGCGAUUAACACCUUUGCUUGAAGCUGGCUAGUAAAAUAAAAAGAAUAUUUCAAACUUUUUAAAUUAAUUAUUAUUCAAUGUCUAUGGUUUUGAAUUGCAAUACAUUAUUAAGAAUUCUUUUAUAACGUAAUUAUAGAAAUUAGAUUUAUAUGUAUGUUAGGGAUGCUCAAAAUGUAAAGACAGACAAGUAUUUUAAGAUCUCUUUGUCUUUGUUAAUACUUUGACACUAAUUUGUUGUCGUUACUUUUAGUGUUGCUUUUUUUCUGGCUACCUUGUGACAUAGAUGGAAUUAAGAUAAAAUUCACACUAGCUACUUAUUGUAGUUAAAAAAAAACACUUCAGUAGAGUUUUUUACGAAGGUAGAAAGUUAUGAAACAACGCCAUAAGUACGGCAACGCAACCCAUUUCAAUUGUAUUUUAAAAUGAUCAAGGGUAAACAAGCGUUAUUUUGUGUAAUUAAACUUGACAGAUUUAAGUCGCAUAAUACGCUAAACGGAGCGUAAUUUACGCUACAGAAAUUACGCUUGUUUUCCUUGAAGCUCAGUAUUUGCUGUAGACUUACUAGAAUUUGUCAAGAUUCCUGCCGUGUAUACUCAUCAUGUUUAACACUGCUUUGUAUGGAAGUAGUGGUCCGUUUACCUAUAAUAUGAGCGUCAUCAUCAUCAUCCUCCGAGCCUUUUCCCAAUCAUGUUGGGGUCGGCUUCCAGUCUAACCGGAUUCAGCUGAGUACCAGCGCUUUACAA